CCAGCCACCUGAACCACCUGGGCGGCGUGUUUGCACGCGACGAGGGCGAGGGCGACCAGAUCUGCAGGGGCCUGAUCACGCUCGCCGUCUUGGCGGAGCCGCUGUCCGACGGCUGCCAGCUGGUUGUGACGAGCUGGCUGGAGCUCUGCCUGCCGCGGGGGCGGCUGCACAGAGCGAUGGACCAGACCAACAAGGACAACAAGAGGUUCCUGGCCUCUCUCUUCGCCCGCGUGCGAGCGAGACUGAGGGAUGCGAGCGACGCGGGGCUGGAAGCCCCCGAUGAACUCGGGGCCCCAUUCAGAGAGCCCGAGGGUCCAGUGCAGUCUUGAGAGCACGCGCGGUGUGAGGACACGGAGGGCGGCCCCAGUUUCGCCCGUGUCUCACCGCUCCACGGCUGGCCCUCUCCCGGGUACGGAUCGGGGCCGGGCACGAUUGGACUUGUGAAAGCCCGAGCAUGUCGUCGCUUAAGCACUGCGCGGCCAACAUAGGGCGAUGCACGGCGUCUUCCAAAUUCACGCUUCCCCACUACAGCUGGGAAGCCAAGUGCGGCCUGCUUGCCCCAGACAAGUGCACGGCAGCCGAGCGUGAGGGAUAUGGAAAAUGUGGACGGGUCUUCGGCAGGUUUGGCGGCGCAUGGGCGCAGCCCUCCGCGUCGGCCGGUAAGCCGGAGCUGCUAGGGGCCGGCGCCUGGACGCAGAGCCACCUCGGAUGGUCGCACAGCACAGCAGCUGCCUCGGCCAGAAAAGUCGCAGACAUGCCAC
Prorocentrum cordatum is the source of this 761-nucleotide messenger RNA. The record is from the annotation of a GenBank genome assembly. Lineage: Eukaryota; Dinophyceae; Prorocentrales; Prorocentraceae.